Messenger RNA from Metschnikowia bicuspidata var. bicuspidata NRRL YB-4993, 453 nucleotides. RefSeq lists its product as uncharacterized. Lineage: Eukaryota; Fungi; Ascomycota; Pichiomycetes; Serinales; Metschnikowiaceae. The transcript has 3 exons. The record is from RefSeq and is a predicted model, not a curated record. Bases 1 to 453 code for a protein of 150 amino acids.
AUGGCCCUGGCACAGAAAGUGCAUCAUCGUCUGCCCGACGAGAUCUCCCCAGCAAAACACUGGCACAUUUCAUCGGCACGUCUUUUCAUUAACAAAUCCAAUACGACCACGCCCAUCAAAUCUGAAGCACCUUGGAGAAUCACUGGCACGAUUGAGCGAGCAGACAUCUUUGAGCGGUGCGAUGAGGCCUGUCACAACAAGUACAGAAGCGUGACAUCAAUCCAAGGCUCUGUUUGGGUGCGGGGCUCGCUGGCUGCGAAAUAUCCGCGCAGCGGCCACUUGGCCAUCGACUCCAGCAGGCCAGUUCAUCACUGGCCAGCCCUCGCCCGAAGUGCACAGGAACAGAGCGUGCUAAUUGGGGGCCACUGGCGAAUUGCGGGCCCCGUGGCAUGGAACGCCGCACUGCGCAAUUUGCGCCUAGGCCCCGUGGCAGCGCUGCGGCCCUGGCCCUAG